Saprolegnia diclina VS20 is the source of this 1842-nucleotide messenger RNA. RefSeq lists its product as hypothetical. Lineage: Eukaryota; Oomycota; Saprolegniomycetes; Saprolegniales; Saprolegniaceae. The coding region runs from base 7 to 1773 and encodes 588 amino acids. The transcript is spliced from 3 exons. The record is from RefSeq and is a predicted model, not a curated record. Gene Ontology annotation, molecular function: transmembrane transporter activity. Gene Ontology annotation, biological process: transmembrane transport.
CGCGCCAUGGGCUUGUGCGCGCUGAUCCAGUCGCACUGGACCGUCGAGCGCGUGCCAAAGUCCUCGCGGCAGAUCGACGCCGAGCGCUAUCUCUUCUGCCUCCCGUCGCCGUUCGCGUGCGACACCUACUACGUCUCGCGCGGCGUGGCCUUUAGCCGCUGGCACCUCUUUUUCGCGGCCUUUGUCACGCAGUUUUGCGUCGGGUCGCUCUACGCGUGGUCGGUUUACAACGCGUACAUUGACGACUACAUCUUUGGUGACCCGACCGCCGGCCACGCGGUCGUCGCCUUCUACCUCGCGUGCGGCUCCCUCGGCCUCUCGGCCGCGAUCCUCGGCCCGUGGCUCGAGCGCACGGGCCCGCGGUUCGCGAUCGCGGUCGGCGCGACGCUCUUCGUGCUUGGACACAUUGGUGCUGGCCUCGGAAUCUACUACAAGAGCAUGGCGCUCGUGUACGUCAUGUACGGCGGCGUCGUCGGCUCGGGCAUUGGCAUUUGCUACAUCUCGCCGGUUGCCACGCUCCAGAAAUGGUUUCCCGACUUGCGUGGCACGGCCGGCGGCUUUGCAGUCUGUGGCUUUGGCGCCGGCCCCGUGCUCUGGGCACUCCUCUUCCCGUACCCGAUCAAGGUGUGGGGAACACCCGUGUACCUCUCGUUCAUGGUGUUUGGCGCGGGCAUGAGCCUCAUUCUGUAUGGUUGCGCGAUCGUGAUGCGGACGCCGCCGCCGGGCUUCUCCGUGCGUGGCAAGGACAUGCAUGGCGUUCACCAAGACCGCAUCAAGAUCACGGUCGAUGCCCACGAACACGCCCGACUACCGCGGCGCGCGCCCAACGGCAACGUCAUUUUGUUUGUGCCAGAAGACCUCGAGGUGCCGAUCGCGGAAGAGACUACCGCGCACCCGCACGAGUACUACCGCGAGUCGGAGCUCGACGACUCGGAGCUCUUUUACUUUCAUCGCAUCAAGCAGCUGCCGCUCGCUGCGUGUGUGACGUCGCCCGAGUUUGCCUUGCUCUGGAUCAUGUUUUUUCUCGAAAUUUCGUUUGGCCUUGUGCUCAUCUCGCGCCUCAAGGAUUUAGAUCUGUACGUCUUUAGCGCCAACGUCUCCGCGUUCACGCCCGACGACGUCAACCGCGCCGAGCGCAUGGUCAGCUACAACGGCAUCUUCAACUUUGGCGGUCGCCUCAUGGUGCCUAUGGUCUCGGACCUGCUCAUCCGCGGCUGCUACGUGCACCCGGCCGACGGCCGCAAGCUCAUUUUUCUCGUCAUUUUGGCCGUCCAAGGCGGCAUCGCCCUCGUGUUGCAGUCGACGCUCGAAGAAAAGAACCAUGGCCUCUUCCAGACGCUCGUCUGGCUCCUCACGUUUGUCUAUGGUGGCGGCUUUGGCACGAUCCCGUGCUUCCUCUGCGAUAUGUUUGGGGCUUAUAACAUUGGCGCGCUCCACGGCAUCAUCCUCACGUGCUGGUCAAUUGCGGGCGUCGGCGGCGGCCUCGGGUUCACGAGCCUCUUUGACGCCGCGAUCAAGACGCAGUCGACCGUCGCUGCGUACGGGGCUGCGAUGCCGCUCUUUAGUAUUGGCUCGGCCGUAGGCUUUCUCGCACUGCUUUUGGUCCGCACGAAUCCCGUCGACCGGUUUGCGCCCGGGUAUCAAUUCAGCGUCGGUCGCUUCCAGCUCUGCCACUUGGGUCAACGCAAAUCGAAACUGACCAAGCGACCGCGCGCCACGACGUCUGGCCGCGUGACUGGCAACGACUACCACAAUCUACCGCCGCGCUCGUAACGCAAGCGAAAUAGAGGCGAAUGUGUGCACAAAGACUCUAAGAAAAAAUUUGACUAUAUUUGAUCUGAU